AUGUCUAACGAAGCUUUAAAAAGUGAGAAUUGCAAACUUAUUAAAUUGGAUGUUAGUCACACUAAAAUAGCAGAUGAAGGUGCGAAGUAUCUUAGUGAAGCUUUGAAGAGUAAGAAGUGUAAACUUAUUAAAUUGGAUGUUAGUAAGACUAAAAUAGCAGAUGAAGGUGCGAAGUAUCUUAGUGAAGCUUUGAAAACGGAGAACUGUAAACUUAUUGACUUGUCUCUUGGUUCUAACAAUAUAAGUGAUGAAGGUGCAAAAUCUCUUAGCGAAGCUUUAAAAAGUGAGAAUUGUAAACUUACUGAAUUAUAUCUUCAUAAUAACAAUAUAGGUGAUGAAGGUGCAAAAUCUCUUAGUGAAGCUUUGAAAAGUGAGAAUUUUAAACUUACUGAAUUAUAUCUUCGUGAUAACAAUAUAGGUUAUGAAGGUGCAAAAUAUCUUAGUGAGGCUUUUAAAAGUGAGAAUUGUAAACUUACUAAAUUGUCUCUUUCUCAAAACAAAAUAGGUGAUGGAGGUGCAAAGUCUCUUAGUGAAGCUUUGAAAAGUGAGAAAUGUAAACUUAUUGAAUUGCCUGUUAGUAAUAACAAUAUAGGUGAUAAAGGUGCAAAAUAUCUUAGUGAGGCCUUAAAAAGUGAGAAUUGUAAACUUACUGAAUUAUAUCUUAAUCAAAACAAAAUAGGUGAUGGAGGUGCAAAAUCACUUAGUAAAGCUUUGAAAAGUGAGAAUUGUAAACUUACUGAAUUGUCUCUUAAUGUUAACAUUAUAGGUGAUGAAGGUUCAAAAUCUCUUAGUGAAGCUUUAAAAAGUGAGAAUUGUAAUUGUAAACUUACUGAAUUGCCUGUUAGUGCUAACAAUAUAGGUGAUGAAGGUGCAAAAUAUCUUAGUGAGGCUUUAAAAAGUAAAGAUUGUAAACUUACUGAAUUGUCUCUUAAUGUUAACAAUAUAGGUGAUGAAGGUUCAAAAUCUCUUAGUGAAGCUUUGAAAAGUGGGAAUUGUAAACUUACUGAAUUAUAUCUUCGUGAUAACAAUAUAUGUGAUGAAGGUGCAAAAUAUCUUAGUGAGGCUUUAAAAAGUGAGAAUUGUAAACUUACUAAAUUGUCUCUUUCUCAAAACAAAAUAGGUGAUGGAGCUGCAAAAUCUCUUAGUGAAGCUUUGAAAAGUGAAAAUUGUAAACAUAGUAAACUGGAAAUUAGAAAAAACAUUAUAGGUGAAGAAGGUGCUAAAUGUCUAAGUGAAGCUUUAAAAAUUAAAAACUGUAAACUAAGUGAAUUGGAUAUUCGUUUUAAUAAACUUAAAGAUCAAGAGGUUAAAUGUUUUAGCGAAGCUUUAAAAAGUGAGAAUUGUAAACUUAUUAAAUUGGAUGUUAGUCACACUAAAAUAGCAGAUGAAGGUGCGAAGUAUCUUAGUGAAGCUUUGAAGAGCAAGAAGUGUAAACUUAUUAAAUUGGAUGAAGCUUUGAAAAGUGAAAAUUGUAAACUUACUGAAUUAUAUCUUCAUAAUAACAAUAUAGGUGAUGAAGGUGCAAAAUAUCUUAGUGAGGCUUUGAAAAGUGAGAAUUGUAAACUUACUAAAUUGUCUCUUUCUCAAAACAAAAUAGGUGAUGGAGGCGCAAACUCUCUUAGUGAAGCUUUGAAAAGUGAGAAUUGUAAACUUACUGAUUUGCCUGUUAGUAUUAACAAUAUAGGUGAUGAAGGUGCAAAAUAUCUUAGUGAGGCCUUAAAAAGUGAGAAUUGUAAACUUACUGAAUUAUAUCUUAAUAAUAACAAUAUAGGUGAUGAGGGUGCAAAAUUUCUUAGUGAAGCUUUGAAAAGUGGGAAUUGUAGACUUACUGAAUUAUAUCUUCGCGAUAACAAUAUAGGUGAUGAAGGUGCAAAAUAUCUUAGUGAGGCUUUAAAAAGUGAGAAUUGUAAACUUAAUGAAUUGUCUCUUAAUGUUAACAAUAUAGGUGAUGAAGGCUCAAAAUCACUUAGUGAAGCUUUGAAAAUCAAUAAAAAGAAGAUCAUGGCCGUAUCAUUUGACAGCAAUGUUGCUGAAGGCAAUGUUGAUGUUGAAAAACUAUCGUCUAGCGUGGAGACAGAGUUUAAAGAGUGGAUGUCUUGUUUCUAUUCGAAUGACAAGGAUAAAAGUUUUGGUUUUCUUGGAGUUAAGUGCUUUUACGAGUUGCAGAAUCCUAGUUUAAUUCGGGAUGCUUGCACAAAAUUGGAGACCUCCAAACAGACUAACAAUAGAGAAAUCUUUUUAAAUGUUGUUACUUUUACGCCACUUGAUGCUAGUUCACUUUUUGGAUUUUUAUCUGAAUGUGAGCAUUUAACUAAACUAGAAUUUACUUCAUGCAAAUUUCUUGACGAUCAAAGCUGUCUCAGUGCGAAAAAAAUUUUAUCAAAUGGCACAGCUGAAAAGUUACUGUCUUUGCAAUUUAAGUCGUGUACCGUUAGUUCUCAUUUUUGGAAACAUCUUAGUGACGCUUUUACAAGUGAGAAUUAUCAAGUCACUGAUUUGAAUAUAAGUCUUAACAGUCUAUCGUUAAAAGCUGCAGAGUAUCUUAGCGAGGCUUUACAAAAUAAGAGUUGUAAACUUAGGAAAUUGGAUAUUAGUAAAAACACGAUGACUGAUGACGGUGCUAAAUAUCUUCAAAUGGCUUUAACUUCUAAAAAUUGGCAACUCGACAAUUUGAACAUAAGUUGUAACAAUUUAACACCUACAGCUGCAGAGUAUCUUAGUGAGGCUUUGAAGAGUGAAAAUUGCAAACUUACUGAAUUUUACAUUAAUGAAAACAACUUAGAUGCUGAAGGUACAAAACAUCUCAGUGAGACUUUAAAGAGUAAAAAUUGUAAACUUGCUGAAUUAUACAUCAAUAAAAACAAUUUAGGUGAUGAAGGUGCAAAAUAUCUUAGUAAAGCUUUGACAUAUAAAAAAUGUAAGCUUACCAUUCUUGAUAUUAGUUGCAAUAAUAUAGACGAUGAUGGUGCUAAUUAUGUUAGAGACGCAUUAAAAAAUAAAAAAUGCGUACUCACCGAAUUAAAUAUCAGCCAUAACAGAUUAACAGAUAAUGGAGCAGAGUGUUUUAGCGAAGCUUUGAAAACGAGAGUUGUAAACUUAAGAUUUUGA
Molecule: messenger RNA, 3108 nt
Organism: Xenia sp. Carnegie-2017
Lineage: Eukaryota; Metazoa; Cnidaria; Anthozoa; Malacalcyonacea; Xeniidae
Product: protein NLRC5-like
Exons: 8
Coding region: 1-3108 (1035 amino acids)
Molecular function (GO): protein binding
Source: RefSeq, a predicted model, not a curated record